AUGGAAGAAUUAAUCGUAAAACAUCUUGAUGAACCUCUUCCAUGUCAGUGGAACUUGAAAUGCGAAAAUAUCAAAAAGCAAGAGCAACAUUCUAAGGAAAAAUUCAUCGAACUCGUUGCAGAAUACACUGAAUUAAAUACUUUACAUGAUAUAUUUGGAAAAUUGGCCAAUAUUUCAAUCUCAACACUUGGCUUUUUCUCUAAGAUCACAUUAUACAAAAUAAAUUCAAAUUUGGCUCAACAAAAUUUCACUGCCGUAUCAUUAGUUAAUUUACCACCUACAAUCGUUUCAGAUAUGUAUGUUUUCCUCAUUGUAUACGGAGUAUUUGGUGAUUUGGCUUACAAAGACAAAAUAAUUUCUUUUGAAUUUUCCAGGUCAGGAACGAACUUCAGUUUGAUCAUUAUGUACAAUCUAAUGGAUUGCAAACUGAAUGCCACUAUAAUUGAGAGUUUAUACAAAUUUAUUGAAAUUCCUCGUUUUGUUGAAGCCUACGAUCCAGAAAAGUUCCAACCAUCAAUAGAUAUAAUGAUGAAACAGCCAUUACCAAGUACUUUCAAUCAGAAACUUGACGUUAAAAAUACUUUUGAUUCUGCAGUGAAUAUAUUAGCAAAACAACUCACUGAAGCUCAAGCAUCAUCCAAAUAA
Trichomonas vaginalis G3 is the source of this 645-nucleotide messenger RNA. RefSeq lists its product as uncharacterized. The transcript has a single exon. Bases 1 to 645 code for a protein of 214 amino acids. NCBI's taxonomy places the organism in Eukaryota, Parabasalia, Trichomonadida, Trichomonadidae. The record is from RefSeq and is a predicted model, not a curated record.